AUGGAGGUCGACGAAAAGGAACCGAGCGGCAUCGAGUAUGCACGAACAUACGGUCUGUGUGUAGACUACACAACCGAGCGACUGCGAGUGGGAAAUGUAAACGUACCGUCAGACAUCGGUUUUUAUCAGGAUCUUAGGGAUCCUCCAGAAGUUUUCAUCACUAAUGCGCUGGAAGAACUGACAAAGGAACGACUUGCAAUUAACAAGGAUGCCGUGUUGUUGCUAAAGGGGGUAUACUCAUUUCAAGAACCACCUGCAACUGAUCUACUUGCGAUCGAUGGGCGAAAACAGAUCCUGGGCUUGAAACAUGAACUCCCUGUCUUGCAAUCGGACUACCAGCUCGACCUGCUAAAUUUCGGAAGCGCGGCUAUGCCCAACUUGAGAAAUCUGAGAAUUCCGUUCGAGGCCACUAACGAGGAGAGUGAUGAGAGCUUUGAAUGGCCAGCUAAGUACUUCGCAUACAUUGCACAAUGCGAAGAGAAAGUCAAAGCAGAGAAGAUUACUGUUUCAAGAGGAGCCCUUGUCUAUCUGCAGGAUGCGAUUCGCGAUGAGUAUGUCGCCGAGGAUUCUGAGACGGUCAAAGCUGAAAGCUUGAUCUACAAGCCAACUACUGCGGUUCUACCUCUCACCCCGCCUUUACUUCCGCUGUCACCUCCAUUGACACCGUACAUACCAUCGUCACCUGCGAACCGGCUACCGCGUGUCCCAGAUAGCAGCGACUCUUUUGCUAGAGAAACAAUAACGUUAGAAAAUCAGAUCAUGGCAGCAGACUCGCUAGUACGCAAGAGCUCGGAUAGUAGUGAUUCUAUGUUGCUCGACGUCACUCACCCACCACAAUUCAGUCCGCUCGUUGAGGACCAAAUGUCAUCCAACUUAAAGCACACAACCGAGGAUCUGAAGGUAGAGGGGCCGCUCACACCCUCAAUGUUCUCGUCCUCGCCUAUGAGGAAGCUGAAAUCUGUUUCGUUCUCAGAGACUUUGCUUGAAUUCAUCCCAUAUCCACCUUGGGCGGGUGACUCGAGCGAAGAUGAUAGCAACGCAAGCAUCGACUUUGAUAAACUCUUCAGAGACAUAGAGCCACUUGCCAAGCAAGCGAAGAGAAAGAUCGAGAACGAGCAGCUUUCGGGAGCAGAUACAACAGCACGAGUCGAUGUUCCGGAUCUCGACUUCACCCUACCCAUGGCUCCUUGGAAUGAGUAUAGUCUAAAGAAGGGUGAUAGACAUAAACACAGUAGCACCGAGUUAGAUGCGCAGAUGAAGUUCCUUCUGAGAUCUAAGCGCGAAGAUCUCAAAACGACGACAUCAUGGCAUGGGCUUUCUGCUUUGGAACGAGACUUGCAGUGGGGCAUUUUCACAACUAGGAUUUCAUCAGUGAAUCUUGACGAGAAAAUCCACGGUGAGACAGAACUCAACAAAAUGCUCAUUGAGCUCACGAGGUGCGAUAUUGCCACCAGCUCUGCACAGGUGUGGAAACGAGACGGUUUAAGACUGUUGGAUGACGACGAAGAUGAGGAGGAAUUGGAACUAGCAGGAAAGGAAGAGAGGAUGGAUGUUGAGGCUUUGGUUCAGAAGCGAAAGCUAGAGAUGGAUGACGAAGUUGCGGAGACCACGCGCAAGCGAUCAGCGCCUCAAGGAGUCAGAACGCCACAUUCACAAUCACCUCUAAAUGCUCGAUCAAAAACAUUCAAGUGCCAUCAGCAAAGGACGCCAGCGCCAGCGUCUCGAAAAAAAGCUAGACAAUCACCAACAGACACUGGUAAUGAGCUUAUGUUUGGUGGCUUUUCGGCAACUACGGCGCUUCAUAAGUUCAUGGAGACUCGUGGAAAGCCUCCAGAGCCUGUAUAUAAUGGGACAAGAAAACAAACUCUUACUACUCACAACUCUAUAAGGGGAACUCGGGCUAGCAGAAUCCUUUCGAGGGAGCCGCCAUCUGAUCCGCCUGUGAUCGGAGGUCAACUUGCACAAACAAAGGUACAAGUGGCGAAACCGAAGGGAGAGCAACUACUACGGCUGCUACCAGACCUUCCUACUAUUCCAGGGAGCCUUGCACCUUGUUCCUUCAUUGUCUCUUCAUCCCUCCUACAGCAGCGAAGUUUGAUGAAACAAGUUGAGCAACUGUAUCCUGGAGCUGAGUUUUUGUAUCGGGAUUACAACUUGCCGCACUCAGCAUUCAAGGAAGCGGAUAUCCUCCUUUCACCGUCUUCAGGGUUGCUCUUUACUACGCUUCAGCAAGUCAAACAGCGAGCACUACCCGGACAGCCUGACCACUCGCCUGUCAAAGAACUAAUGACUGUCCUACAACUACGGUAUGAAAGGCUAGUAGUCAUGGUCAGCGAAGGGCUCAGCCGCGAAAUGGAAGCGCUCGGCUCCAGUCGUCCAGAUGACCCGCGUGAUAAGGACGCAAUGCUAACCUUCGAAUCAUUUGCUUCUCAACUAGAAGGGGAAGUGCUCGUCAAGUAUGUUCACGGAGGCGAGCAAGCUUUCGCUCAUUCUAUUGUCGUGGAGAUGGCGAACUAUGGUCUACCACAUGGUUCAGUGGACAUCGGCGACAUCAAACCCCUGGCAGUUGAAACAAGCUGGGAAGUCUUCCUCCGCCGGGUCGGCCUCAACCCUUUUGCCGCCCAAGUACUCGUCGCCUCACUCAAGCAACCAUUUGACGUGCAGCUUCCUACAUCCUCCGGUUUUCUUUCGUCCUCCAAAUAUCCUAGGGCUGUCUCCGUAUCUGGUAUGCCAGCUUUCUUGAUGAUGGACGAGGAAGAGAGGGUCAAGUACUUCCAGGCCCUUAUGGGUGGAAGCCGAAUACUGAGAAGGGUGAGUAUGGUGUUGGACCAGGAGUGGGUGAGCGCGGCGCAUGGAUUCAGGAUGUAA
Molecule: messenger RNA, 2868 nt
Organism: Cucurbitaria berberidis CBS 394.84
Lineage: Eukaryota; Fungi; Ascomycota; Dothideomycetes; Pleosporales; Cucurbitariaceae
Exons: 3
Coding region: 1-2868 (955 amino acids)
Source: RefSeq, a predicted model, not a curated record